UUGACGGCGUUUGUCGUGAGAAUUGCUUUGGUUGUUAAGAAGGGAGAACUUGAACUGGAAAUAUAAGAAUUAUAAACGAGGACGCACAACAGUGUGAAUAAUUGUUUGGUAAAACUACAGACUGAAAUAUAUUCAAAUACUAUCACCGGAAGCGGAAGUGCGAGCAAGAAUGCCGCCGAGAAGCACACAACAGCAAGAAAGGAAAGAUGAACGCCCUAGAUGGAUUAGAGAUAUACAUCCCAGAAGAGGCUCAAAUAAAGAACGUAGCAAUUUGGAGUUUACCACCCUCAGUGGUGAGAGGACUGGGCCUCCCCGCCGUGGACCCUAAUUGCGUGAAGGUACUUGCAGAUUCCCCACAAGGCAUAUGGAUCUGUCCAGCAGUCUUGCGAAGCUCAGCGACACACAACGCCCGCUCACUGCUCACUGCUGAGUUCCAGCUUUCCCAGAGUCCCUUGAAAAUCUCCUCAACCUCGUCUAGUUUGGAAGCGUAUAACGUUUUGAGGGACAAUAUGUCGGGGACCUGCCGCCCUCGUACCCCCCUCUUGUUUCACUUCGAGAAGGCACCUCACACAUCUGAGGAUGCCAUCAUCAUCUACAAGCAACAAAUUUACCUGAUGAUGAGGGUCCCUACACCAGGCCGACAGGGGACAUGUGAAGCCCGGGAGCCCAUCCCUCAUUCAGCAUCACCAGAUGAGGACCAGAAGAAGCUGGAUGAGCAGCUCGCUGCACCCCAGGACCAAGUGGAACAUUUCAAUGACAACCAAAGCCAUUUGGAACAGGCUCAUUCUGUCAUGACCUAUGAACCGCAAGAAGUUCAUCCACCCGACCGCUAUAAGUGGCUUACCAACGAGUCUCCGCAUUCAGACUUUUGCUCAACUCCCAAAGACGACUUUGACUUUAAAGAGCUGGAGCAACAGGAAAAGAUUGCUCGGAUGAAGGCAACAUUGAAAGAGAAGCUCAGCAGCCUGUGUGCCACUAAGUGAACCCUCUUUCAGGCUGAGGAAAACUGCAUGGUUUUUCCUAAGCAACUAAUCACAUUCAAGUGUUGAAAGGCUACAGUCCAACCCACCAUUAAAAAUGUCAGGAAGAUUUAAGCAUGUGGAAGGAACUUAGGUUUGUUACCAUUUGCCACCACAAGGGGGCCAUAUUGGUGGAUGUGUAGUGAUCAGACCCCAACCUAAAUCACUUGGGAAUAAGAUGUGAUCAGACCCCAACCUAAAUCACUUUGGAAUAAGAUAUGAUCAUCUUAAGUGCAGAUGUGUAAUGAUUAGACCCCAACCCAAAUCAGUUUGGAAUAAGAUGUGAUCAUCUAAAGUGCAGAAAUGACACUUUAUGCUUGUUGGCCAUGAGCAGUUUUUGUGGCCCGAAUGAUCCUGCAUAUUAUACAAGUAAGCUCUUGGGAUGUUUGGAAUGCACAGGUAUUCUAAAUUCCUGUCCAUAAGUGUGAAUGUGAAUGACAUGUGUCUUGUGAUUGGCUGGCGACCAGGGUGGUCUCUGCCUUUCACCUGAAGUGAAGUGAAUUAUAUUUAUAUAGCGCUUUUCUCUAGCGACUCAAAGCGCUUUACAUAGUGAAACCCAAUAUCUAAGUUACAUUUUUAAACCAGUGUGGGUGGCACUGGGAGCAGGUGGGUAGUGUCUUGCCCAAGGACACAACGGCAGUGACUAGGAUGAAGUCACCUGGGAUAGGCUCCAGAUCACCCGUGACCCAAAUGUGGACAAGCGGUGUGGAAAACUGAUGGAUUAACCUAUUCAACAUCCUUUAAGUGUGUGUGUGUGUGUGUGUGUUUGGAUAUAUAUAUAUAUAUAUAUAUAAACAUAUACAUAUAUACGCAUAUAUAUGUAUAUAUAAACAUAUACAUAUAUACGCAUAUAUGUAUAUACACAUAUGUAUGUGUACAUAUACACAUAUGUAUAUGAAUAUAUAUGUGUAUAUAUAUAUAUAUACAUGUAUGUAUAUAUAUGUAUACAUAUAUAUAUACAGCAGGAGGAGAUGAGUUAAUUGUGUGCAGGUGUGUGUGCCACGCUCCUGAUUCAAAUUGUGGCGGCGUCGCUCCCAGCAAGCCCCGCCUCUCUGCUCCGCCGCAUCCUCUGCCUCCUUGCCGUCACUGGGCCCUGCCCCGCCGUCGGCCCGUUGGCGCCGCCUCUCCACAGUCCUCCAUUGCCAAACUCAAGCCGGGCUUCAGUCCGGCUGAGCAUACUCCUCCCCCCCCCCCCCCCCCUUUUUUUUUAGGGAGUUGGGGGGGAAAAACUGCCGCGGCCACCUGUCUUUUCUUCUGUCGCGUCCUCCUCUUUGACCUUUUCUUUGUCUUCUUCUUUGUUGUUCUUUUCUUUGUCCUCCUUGACCUUUUUUUGUCUUCCUUGACCUCUUCAUCCUCCUCAUCAUCAUGCUCCGGCUCGUCCUCACCAUCAUCAUCUUCCUCCUCUUCUUCUUCAUCAUCCGAUUCUUUGUCAUCAUCAUCUGAUUCAUCUUUUUUUUCUUCAUCCUCUAAUUCAUCCCCUUCUUCGUCCAGCCUGACUUCUUCUUCAGUCAUUUUCUUGUCCGGUUCAUCCUCCCCAUGCUCUUCUUCGUCAUCAUCCUCAUCAUGGUCUUCCUCAUCAUCAUCAUACUCCUUUUCUUUUUCAUUGUGUUCUUCCUCUUCCUCCUCCUCUUCAUUCACUUCUUCUGUUGCAUGCUCCACCAGGUGUGCAUCUGUCUCCUCAGCGGGGGGCGCCUCCUCUGCACCGCAGUCUGCCUUUUUGUCUUCGAGGGGCAAUUCGCCGCCCGUCUGGUCCGCCAAUGCUCGCAGGAGCCGGCAAUUCUCACGGCUGCCUUCUGCGAGCUGUGUGAGCGCGCCGAUCAGGGCCUACAGGGGAUCGUCCUCCCCCGCCUUCGGUGAUUCGACCAAGUUGGGUCCCAGUUGUGACAGUCUUAAGCCGUCGUCGCUCGGGUUCAGCAGACCACCAAGGAAGGACAUGCUUUUGAGCAGGUGGAAUUCAGCACUACGAUGAGGUGGCGACUUGUCCAGGGUGUACACCGCCUUCCGCCCGAUUGUAGCUGAGAUAGGCGCCAGCGACCCCAAAAGGGAAUAAGCGGGUGGAUAGUGCCAUCUUCUGCUGCGUCAUUCACAGAAAACCUGUUUGGAAUGCUUUCAUCAAGUCCAUUUGGGGCGUUUUUGCUGGGCCAAAUGAAAAGCUUUGGAGGCCGGCUGUUGAUGUGUGGUGCGUGAUGAGUCUUGUGGGGUGGCCCGCACACUCGGAGGCGGCCAACAAGCUCCGCUGUGGCACAGACCUGCUCAACGACCUCCUGUUUGUGUGCGGCGAUCGCGGGAUCUAUUUUGGUAAGGGAGCGUGGUCCGGCUACGGAUCCCGGCCCAGGGGCAAGGGCAUCGUGGACAAGUGUUGCCGGUCCAACGGCUGCGAUCUGCAUCAUCUGGAGGUCUACUGCGCCAAGCCCAAGACGCCACAGCAGACCACGGCGAGGACGGGCAGCAGCACGCCACAGCAGACCACGGCGAGGACGGGCAGCAGCACGCCACAACAGACCACGGCGAGGACGGGCAGCAGCACGCCACAACAGACCACGGCGAGGACGGGCAGCAGCACGCCACAGCAGACCACGGCGAGGACGGGCAGCAACACGCCACAGCAGACCACGGCGAGGACGGGCAGCAGCACGCCACAGCAGACCACGGCGAGGACGGGCAGCAGCACGCCACAGCAGACCACGGCGAGGACGGGCAGCAGCACGCCACAGCAGACCACGGCGAGGACGGGCAGCAACACGCCACAGCAGACCACGGCGAGGACGGGCAGCAGCACGCCACAGCAGACCACGGCGAGGACGGGCAGCAGCACGCCACAGCAGACCACGGCGAGGACGGGCAGCAGCACGCCACAGCAGACCACGGCGAGGACGGGCAGCAACACGCCACAAAUGGACGCGGCCAGUGAGUUCCAGGCAGUGUUUGGGAAGAAGAGGCUCCUGGAACACCUGGGCCCUCCCCACAGUCCAAAGAGAGAGGCCCAGCGCAGCAGGAGCAAGGCAGGAAGUUGAAGCAGGAGCUGGCAACACAACAGACUGUCAAGCCUUUCAGUCAGGACUGCCUUGCGGUUUGAAGGCCACUGCCCGCGCCUUUUGGCAGUGCAUGCACACCGCUGCACAGCUUGCAGAUUCUCAUCAUCCCAUCAGACAAGAUAUUUAUUUAUUUUAUACAUUCUACUCCUAUUCUGGCAAUAGUUCCCUCACAUUUUUACUAUGUUUUUGAAGGAAAACUGCACUUUUUAUAUCCGCGUUAUUUAUGUGCCUUCUAGAUAGUGAAAAACUGCUAAUAAGAGGUGGGUAACAAUGCAUCUAUAUUUUGCCUCUAAAGCCCUCCAACAAUGUUUUAUAUGCAUGCUCUAAGUAUGUACAAGCCACCCACAAAUUUUCUAAAAUAUGUUUUUCCAUAUAUUAGCCGCACCUGACUAUAAGCCACAGAUAUAUACAUAUAUAUAUGUAUAUAUAUAUAUAUAUAUAUAUAUAUACAAUGGGGGCAACAAAGUAUUUAGUCAGCCAGCGAUUGUGCAAGUUCUCCCACUUCAAAUGAUGACAGAGGUGUGUCAUUUUCAUCAUAGGUACACUUCAACUGGGAGAGACAGAAUGUGGAAAAAGAAAUCCAGGAAUUCACAUUGUAGGAAUUUUAAAGAAUUUAUUUGUAAAUGAUGGUGGAAAAUAAGUAUUUGGUGACUUCAAACAAGGAAGAUCUCUGGCUCUCACAGACCUGUAACUUCUUCUUUAAGAAGCUCUUCUGUCCUCCACUCGUUACCUGUAUUAAUGGCACUUUUUUGAACUCGUUAUCUGUAUAAAAGACACCUGUCCACAGACUCAAACAGUCAGACUCCAAACUCCACUAUGGCCAAGACCAAAGAGCUGUCGAAGGAAACCAGGAAAAUAAUUGUAGACCUGCACCAGACUGGGAAGAGUGAAUCUACAAUAGGCAAGCAGCUUGGUGUGAAAAAAUCAACUGUGGGAGCAAUUAUCAGACAAUGGAAGACAUACAAGACCACUGAUAAUCUCCCUCGAUCUGGGGCUCCACACAAGAUCUCAUCCCGUGGGGUCAAAAUGAUCAUGAAAACGGUGAGCAAAAAUCCCAGAACCACACGGGGGACCUGGUGAAUGACCUGCACAGAGCUGGGACCAAAGUAACAAAGGUUACCAUCAGUAACACACUACGCUGACAGGGAAUCAAAUCCUGCAGUGCCAGACGUGUCCCCCUGCCUAAUCCAGUGCAUGUCCAGGCCCGUCUGAAGUUUGCCAGAGAGCACAUGGAUGAUACAGCAGAGGAUCGGGAGAAUGUCAUGUGAUCAGAUGAAACCAAAAUAGAACUUUUUGGUAUAAACUCAACUGGUGGUGUUUGGAGGAAGAAGACUACUGAGUUGCAUCCCAAGAACACCACACCUACUGUGAAGCAUGGGGGUGGAAACAUCAUGCUUUGGGGCUGUUUUUCUGCUAAGGGGACAGGACGAUUGAUCCGUGUUAAGGAAAGAAUGAAUGGGGCCAUGUAUCCUGAGAUUUGGAGCCAAAACCUCCUUCCAUCAGUGAGAGAUUUGAAUGCUUGACCAAAUACUUAUUUUCCACCAUAAUUUACAAAUAAAUUAUUUAAAAUUCCUACAAUGUGAAUUCCUGGAUUUCUUUUCCACAUUCUGUCUGUCACAGUUGAAGUGUACCUAUGAUGAAAAUGACACACCUCUGUCAUCAUUUGAAGUGGGAGAACUUGCACAAUCGCUGGCUGACUAAAUACUUUUUUGCCCCACUGUAUGUCUGUAACAUGGCAGUAAAACGGCUGAUCGAACAAAACAGAAGUCAUGGUCGAGAACCCGCUAGCUGCGGAAGCUAGCUCUCCAAUCAGCUAAACAGACUCAAUAACUGACGUUUUGCUGAAUUUACUGAGGAAUUUGUGAAAGUGAAACAAUACAAACAGAAUGCCAUUGUAAGUUAAUAAUACUAAACACAGACACUUGAUGACGUGUUAGCAUAUUAGCUCAUGCUAACUAGCAUCAUUACAUCACAAUAGCAGGUAUAAAUAUGCAUGAAAACACUCCUUCAGACGUCACACAUGGGACGCUCUAGUAAGUAAGAAUUAUUUUAGUGAUAUUGUAAAAUGUUGCUUGGAGUGAUGAAUGAAGAAUCCACAGCAGUAGAACCGCUAUGGAUGGUGAGAAGACAAAACGGCCCUUGUACUUCCGUUUCAGAGCUUUAAACAGCCGGAAACCCCAUAACACAAACAAUAACACACUAUUUAAGUGACUUUGCAAGUGUUUCAUGAAAACGAUUUGCUUUAUGGCUGUCAGCGAAUAAAAACCGACUAAGCUGCUCGCAGGGUUCAAAGCGUGGGAAAAAAGAAGUGGCUCAUAGUCCAUGUAGAAAUGUUCAUGAUAAGAUGUAAUGUUUAGAAUAUGUUCGUCAUAUAAGCAUCUCCAUGACGUUAGCAACAAACAUAGCGAUCACUUCACUUUGCCAUUUGCUAGCGCUAAUAGCAAACUUUGUGAACGCUUUGGAGUGUUGCCGACUGAUGGGGUGGUUGUAUCUUUCAGCACUUGUGCUCAAAUAACCCUCACUGAGAAUUCAUUCCUACAGUAAAUUGAGUUACAAAUUGAAAACAGGAAGUGAACAUAAGUGUUAGUAGUUAUGAUGAAGUGGAAAUGGGGGUGAGAUUAAAUCAGUUUUGCUUCUUCCUCCUCCUCUUCGGACGUGUUGAGAAGAGAAAUGAAAAUGAAAUGAUUAACAUAAAUGUCGACCAAUAUAGUAUCAGGUUGCUAGCAUGGGGAUUUUCAAUUGGUCAAACUUCCUGGUUUGGCGCCACAACCUCCUGCUUUACACGCCAGAUUGAUGAUGGAGCAUUAUAUUUUCUUAAUGCUCCAGCUACCUUGUCGUUGAGGGAGCAGAGGCCAGAAAAGUAGUUCCUCGGUGUUAGCACCUACAACAGCAAUGUGGCUGGAGAGGUUGGCUGUUUGUGGAUGUUUCUUUAGAGAAUGUUCGAUUUAUUUCUAUGGCCUUGUUAGCCACCUCUUACUAGCAGUUUUUCACUAUUUGAAGAAAGAAAAACGUGUCCUUUUCUGUCACUAAGACACUUUUCCUUUCAAGCACAUUUUCAAGCCCUUUUGGACGAGAAUAUUUGCAUAGUUUGUAAAGCAUCUCAGUAACAUCGUACACUAUUUAUUUCUCACUUUCUGCUUUUUCAAGUCAUAAAACCAUUUUGCUCAUGAAAAUCAUUUUGUCGGUGCUUUGGAUUUGAACAACAGAAAGUUGUUUGCCACAACGUGAGUCCGUGUUUGGACUUUGUGACACAGAUUGUCUUCGGAGGGCCAAGUUAUCUUGUCCCUCUGCAACACUUCACAAGGCCAUCUUGUGGGGGCGGGGCCACAUCGUGUGGGGGCGGGGCCACAUCGUGUGGGGGCGGGGCCACAUCUUGGCCAAAAGAUGGCAGUCGUACCUGCUGGAGCGACACGCUGGCUGUCCAAAGUCUGCUCAUUUGCCGGCUGUCCCAAAGAAGAAAAUCAAAGGAAAAACAUCCCAAUUGGGGGAAAAUAUUUUAAAAGACUAAUAAUAACAUGAAAUAUACGUGUCUUUUUUUGGUUUCUUACAAAUAAAAAACAAAAUGGCCCGACAGCCUAACUUAAAA
Messenger RNA from Nerophis ophidion (straightnose pipefish), 7640 nucleotides. RefSeq names its product integumentary mucin A.1-like. Lineage: Eukaryota; Metazoa; Chordata; Actinopteri; Syngnathiformes; Syngnathidae. The record is from RefSeq and is a predicted model, not a curated record. Gene Ontology annotation, molecular function: hormone activity. Gene Ontology annotation, cellular component: extracellular region. The coding region runs from base 3206 to 4033 and encodes 275 amino acids. The transcript has 8 exons.